AUGGCGGACCCUCGCGUGAGAAGAGUCUUCAUCAACAGCAUAGACUCGUACGCGUCCAGGUGCAUCGCUCAGUGUGUGUCUGAACGCGCGGUCGGACGGACGGAGGCCGAGGAGGCCGAGGAGGAGGAGGAGGGGCGGGCGAGAACGAGCCGCAGCGGAGCGCGAGCCUUUCACGUUGUUGGGACUGUUUCUGGUAAAUGUGACGUAGGCAUCCCACAUGUCCUGGAGCAGUAUUUACAACCGACCAGGGAUGAGCUGCUGUCAAAGCUGAUGGACUGUGACGUUGUCAUCUACAACAUUACCCAGCAUGCCGAGCAGGUGGAGGAAGCCCUCUGGGCCGUCUCAGCUCUCCAUAAUGAAAUGGGCCGUUUUUGUGGACCAAAGAUGUUCAUCCUCGUCUCCACAGUGAUGACCUGGGCCUGCAGCAAGCCGGUGGAUCCUGAUACCCCUUUAACUGAUGAGAUGUUCUGGAGAAGAAGAGCACAUCCCAACUUCAAAUCAUACAUUGAUCUGGAGAAGAGGGUUGUCAAAAUAGGCAAAACUAAGAGGACAUUGUUCUCCACAUACGUGGUGGCGUCAGGUCUUCAGUACGGCAUGGGAGAGCAGGCCUUCCACUACUUUUUCAAGACUUCAUGGCUGGGACAAGAACAUGAAAUACCUGUCUUUGGAGACGGCACAAACAUCAUCCCCACGAUUCACAUCAGUGACCUGGCAAGUGUGAUCCAGAAUGUGAUUGAACAUCAGCCCAAACCAUAUUACCUUCUGGCUGUGGACUUCUCCAACAAUACCUUGGAGGACAUUGUGAAGGAAGUUGCCUCUAUAAUUGGACCAGGGAAGACCCAGAAAAGACCAUUUGAGGAGGCUUUCCUCACACAGGACUUGAGUACCAUGGAAAUUGAUUCCUUGCUUGUCAACCUACGCAUGGAGGCUGUCCAUAUCAAGGAACUGUUCUCCAUCAACUGGUUGUGUGAGACUGGUCUGGUGGACAACAUAGAGCUGGUCGUAGAGGAAUACCAGAAGGCCAGGGGACUACUGCCCGUCCGCCUGUGUAUACUGGGGCCUCCUGCAGUGGGGAAGAGCACAGUGUCCAGACAGAUCAGUGAACACUAUAAACUCCAUCACAUCACACUGAAGGAGACCAUCUCUGAAACCAUCGCACAACUGGAAGACGAUGUGAGGAAUGCUGAUCCAGAUGCAGAGAAUGAGGACUCCUCGGAAGAGGCCAGGGAGCUUCUGAACAGCCUGAAGGACAGUAUGGAGCAGUACGGAGGUCUUUUAGAUGACCAGCUGUUGGUGAAGGUGGUGAGGAACAAGCUGAUGUCUAACCCAUGCAGAAACCAGGGUUUUGUUCUCGACGGCUUCCCCAAGACAUAUGAACAAGCUAAAGAGCUCUUCUAUGCUGAAGAACAUGAUUCAGAAGACGGAGCAUCCCAGAUUUCCUCAAACAGCAAGAAGAUAAUGCCAGAGUUUGUGUUGUGUCUGGAUGCUUCGGACGACUUCCUGAAGGACCGGGUGAUGAGGCUGCCUGAGAGGCUGGUGCAGGAGCACAACUACGAGCAGGAGAACUUCCUGCGACGACUGGCCAGAUACAGAGCGAACAACAUGGAGGAUGAGACUGUUGUAAACUACUUUGAUGAGCUGGACAUCAGCCCUCUGUACCUGGAGAUCACCAGCAGCGAUGAACCUGACUGCCUGCUGCUGAUGCAGAAGAUCUUCGACACGGUGGGCCAGCCCAGGAACUACGGCCCCUCCAGCCAGGAGGUGGAGGAAGAGGAGAGGAGGAAGGCUGAGGAGAAGAUGAGGAGAGAGGCCCAGGAGAGAGCUGAAUACGAGAGGAAGGACAAAGAGGACGCCAAACACAGUGCCGCACUCUGGGAGGAGUGGACUAAGAGUUUGGAGGAGGUGAGGCAGCAGGAGGAGGAGGUGCUGGAGGCUGAGUCAGCCCCCAUGAGGAACUACCUGAUGGAGCACGUCAUGCCCACUCUGACCCAGGGCCUGAUGGAGUGCUGCACGGCCCGACCACAGGACCCCGUGGACUUCCUGGCGGAGUUCUUGAUGAAGAACAGUCCCUUCAACUACUGAAAGUGGAGGUUUUUUCUUCUCAUUCCACCUGAUGAAAACAAACUGAAAAAACUGAAUAAAGAAUGUUUUUUUAUCCUAGAUUUCCCAAGCUCUUUGGUAUAUUAGACACCAAAGUCAAUUACAUGCAGGAUUCCUGUUAGAGGAAAACCUCCUGGAGUCUCGUCACUGUAUUUGAGCCGGCGCAUGCAAAGUGUCCCUCGGUUCAUGCUGGGAUUUUGAUUAGAUCUGAUUUGUAAGUGGCCCAUUCUCCUGCCCCUGUUGUAUUUACACAAGGAUUUGUUUGGGCUCUUGUGUGCCGGCCAUUACUUAAAAGCCCCCUAAAAAAGCAGAUGAAAGUGUGCAUGAAGCCAAAAGCUAAUUAGGAAGUUAAUUUGCGUAAUGAACUUGGUAAACUCCAAAGUAGACGCGCUCGGGUCAUAAUUGCUUUGAUUUGGCUUCAGAUAUCCAGGAAGGAUAAAUGUUACAAAUGGCUGCUAAUUUGCGUCUCUCUCAUGUUGCCACUCGCGACUCCAAAGUGUACAUAAUUGGUUACGACAGAACACCAAAUUAUUUCAUUGGACAUACUUAAUCACCACAUGGGGAAAUUAGUUGAGUUUAUUUGGGAAACGUUGUGACUCCAGCCGACGAUUGCACUGCACCAUCUGUGAGUCCCAGGUACAAACACGACAUGGAGAGUUUCCUGAAAGUAAAAUAUGGUAAUUCAAUAUUGUCAUAGUCUCAUGAGUCCUGAAACAUGGAGUAAAUAUUUUAUUUUUCUAUCUCGGUGAACAGAAGAUAUGUGUCACAGCAGAAGCAGGUGCACCUCGAUGUUCAGUGAGGAAGAAGAACUGAGAUCUUUUUCUGAAGCAAAACCAACAAAUUUCACCAGGAUGAAGGUCUGGCCUCGUACCUAAUUGCUAUGUCAGUGUAAUCAUAACUAACUGGUUAUAAUAAUAAUAAUCAUUCUUAUUAUUAGUAAUAUUUAAAUUAUUAUUAUUACAUGUUAACUAUCUGGUUUGGUGUCAUUGAUAGAGCUGAACACUGAUCAGUCACCCAAGUGUUUCACCACCAGUGCAGUGCCACUAGGUGGCAGUCUUAAAUCAUCUAUUAGCUGUCAGGAGCCGGUCCCUCUCACUGAAAAGGAGAUUAUGGGAUGUGUCUGUGUUCUU
Messenger RNA from Anoplopoma fimbria (sablefish), 3230 nucleotides. It is a transcript of the gene ak7b, whose product is annotated as adenylate kinase 7b. Lineage: Eukaryota; Metazoa; Chordata; Actinopteri; Perciformes; Anoplopomatidae. The transcript has 18 exons. The record is from RefSeq and is a predicted model, not a curated record. Gene Ontology annotation, molecular function: ATP binding; AMP kinase activity. Gene Ontology annotation, cellular component: cytoplasm. Bases 1 to 2082 code for a protein of 693 amino acids. Gene Ontology annotation, biological process: nucleobase-containing compound metabolic process.